Aspergillus heteromorphus CBS 117.55 is the source of this 1401-nucleotide messenger RNA. Its product is annotated as putative NAD dependent epimerase/dehydratase. The transcript has a single exon. Bases 237 to 1184 code for a protein of 315 amino acids. The record is from RefSeq and is a predicted model, not a curated record. Lineage: Eukaryota; Fungi; Ascomycota; Eurotiomycetes; Eurotiales; Aspergillaceae.
UGAGGCUAUGCAUUAACCGGCUCCCACACCCUUCAUAGAACUGGCUAUCUCCCGUCCAAGGUGUUCAACCCUCUCCGGUUUUAUCUGGUAAAACCCGAAGCCUUCCGGGGUUAACAUGUCUAAACUCCGUGACUGCCGAUUUCCCUGACAGUAUAUCAGCUGACAAGACUCAGUGAAAUGAUGAACAUACAUCCUCAAUCAAUAACAGGCAGUGGCUAGAGUCCCUAUUUUUCCUCAUGAUGGUCAAGCAACGCAUCUUCAUCACCGGUGGCAGCGGCUACAUCGGCUCCGCCAUCAUCGAACAAGCAACCGCUCAAGGAUACGAAGUAUACGGCAUAUCCCGAAACGAGACCAGCGACGCCAGAUUAACCGGUCUAGGGGCAGUUCCCGUCCGAGGGGACCUCCACUCUCUCGAUGUCCUGCGCGAGCAAAGUGCUCAUGCUGACAUUGUCAUGCAUCUCGCCGACCCCAUGGCAGCUAACCACCACAUGCCAUAUGAGGAACGGAUACGCAUUGACGACGCUGCCGUGGAGGCUAUCGGGGCCGGCUUAGAAGGGAGCAACAAGCCUCUUGUUGUCACGUCUGGCACCCUGGUGGUUGCAGCAACUGGCGCCGAGACGGACGAGACAUCACCUCUAUGGGAGAAGCCUCUCAAUGACCGCAUAGUAUGCGAGCAGAAUAAUCUGAAACUCUGCGAGAAGGGUGUCAAAGUCUCCGUUAUCCGUCUAGCUCCGUUUGUCUAUGGUCGUGGGGCUAGCGGUGUUGGACUGUUCAUGAAGAUGUACAGCAAUAUGAAGGGGGUCAGCUACGUUGAGCCUGGCGAUGUAUUCACCUCUGCCGUGCAUGUGGAGGAUGCCGCGUCCUUGUAUAUACUGGCGGCUCAGAAGGCCAAGGCAGGUGACAUCUUCAAUGGCGUGUCAUCGACAAAUGUGACCUUCCGUCAGCUGUCAGAAGUGAUGGGGGACGUCCUCGGUCUUCCGGUGCAGUCGGUCCCUUUCGACACUGCUGCAUCGCGAUGGGGCGAGUUCUAUGCUCUCUUUCUUAGCACAGAGAACCGUGCAUCUGGUGCCAAGGCGAUGAGAGAACUGGGUUGGGAGCCCAAUAAGGUUGGCAUUAUUGAGGAUGUGAAAUGUGGAUCAUAUGUCUCUCUUACAGAGAGUUUGAAGGGCUCUACUGUCGCGUGAGGUGCGAAGUGGCCCGGACUGGUGUUCUUUACUGGCCUCACGGGGGCAGGCCCAUUUUCUAUCAGCUCCUCGGCGGUUGCCAGCCAAAAAAGGACACUGCCAGGAUACCGAGGCCUGGGUCAUCUGUACAGCUUGGCCACAUCUAAAAGUCAAAAUCAUUAGACGUGCAAUUCAUUCCAGUGUUGGAAUGGUUGGGUAGUGUGAUUUUUUAACUAGG